AUGGCAGUGAACGUGUACUCAACGUCGGUCACCAGCGAUAACCUCAGUCGACAUGACAUGCUGGCCUGGAUCAAUGAGUCUCUGCAGUUGAAUCUGACAAAGAUUGAACAGUUAUGCUCAGGGGCUGCCUAUUGUCAGUUUAUGGACAUGUUGUUCCCUGGCUCCAUUGCCUUGAAGAAAGUGAAAUUCCAAGCUAAGCUAGAACAUGAAUACAUCCAGAACUUCAAAAUACUACAAGCAGGUUUUAAGAGGAUGGGUGUUGACAAAAUAAUUCCUGUGGACAAAUUAGUAAAAGGAAAGUUUCAGGACAAUUUUGAAUUCGUUCAGUGGUUCAAGAAGUUUUUUGAUGCAAACUAUGAUGGAAAAGAGUAUGACCCUGUAGCUGCCAGACAAGGUCAAGAAACUGCAGUGGCCCCCUCCCUUGUUGCUCCCGCUCUGAACAAACCGAAGAAACCUCUCAGCUCUAGCAGUGCAGCUCCACAGAGGCCCAUUGCAACACACAGAACUACUGCAACCCCCAAGGCUGGCCCAGGUGUGGUGCGGAAGAAUCCUGGUGUAGGGAAUGGAGAUGACGAAGCAGCUGAGCUGAUGCAGCAGGUCAACGUAUUGAAGCUUACUGUUGAAGACUUGGAGAAGGAGAGAGACUUCUAUUUUGGAAAGCUGAGGAACAUUGAGUUGAUUUGCCAGGAGAACGAGGGGGAGAACAACCCUGUGCUGCAGAGGAUCGUGGACAUUCUCUACGCCACAGACGAAGGCUUCGUGAUACCUGAUGAAGGGGGCCCACAGGAGGAACAAGAAGAGUAUUAA
Messenger RNA from Rangifer tarandus platyrhynchus (Svalbard reindeer), 807 nucleotides. Lineage: Eukaryota; Metazoa; Chordata; Mammalia; Artiodactyla; Cervidae. The record is from the annotation of a GenBank genome assembly.